AUAAAAGUAAAAAAACAUGCUGUUCUGUAUGUAGCCGACCUGUCAAACGUUCUGGUUGACUGUGCACAUUGUGCUGGACCGUGCAGGUGCUGAAGGGUAUGUUUCAGGAUAAAGUGAAGAAGCGUGUCAAACGGAUAACUUAUGGAAAAUCUGCAACGACCAAGAUCUAAGUUACGUCUGCUGAGGAUGGUGAUAUACUCAUAUUAUGUCAAGACUAAAAUGACUAAAUAGUAAAAGAAUAAUUUUCUGUGUGGUGUUUAGUUUGAAUCUUCAAAUUGAGUCAAAAUGCCUUGGGAAAAUGAAGAACGUCAGAGUACAACUCCUGGGAUUCCUGAUGAUUGCAUGAAUGAAGCAUUCUCAGAUUCCCACACUACUGAGUUGUCAUUCCAUUCUGUGUCAAACGUGGUUGAUUCUACGUCGAUUCUGCCAGGAGAUGUCUCCGACUCGGAAAAUUACAUUCGGACGCGUAGUUAUUCGGCGAAUAAUAGUCCUGAGAAAGAACGAAAACAUUACGCGAGGAGGCCACUGACACCGCAAGUAACAAAAACGCCGAGAGAAAAAAGAUCAUAUGCCAAUGGGCCGGGGAAAUUUAGUCAGCGUUGUAUAAAUCAUUAUAAUCGUACCGACUUUAAACGUGGCGGUGAGAAUACUGAGGGAGGAACGCACGCUGCAAAUCUUGAGGAUGAGGAUGCAUCAGAUAUCAAACCAGAGCCACAACAACUGCCACAUUUCUCAUUUAGAAAUUUUGAACGAAAGAAAAAGAUAUUGGCUGCCAGUUUAGCUUUAACAAACUUUGCGGCAAUGUUCUGUCUGUCCGUGAUGGCGCCAUUCUUCCCCCAGCUGGCGAGGACCGUGGGAGUGAGUGGUACCAUCUCUGGUUGGAUUUUCGGUGUGUUUGCCCUCGUCCAGUUCCUGACAUCGCCAUUAUUUGGGAAGCUGGUGCCUAGGGUUGGUGCUUGGCUCCUCUAUCAGGCGGGGCUGUUCUUGGCUGCGGGAUGCACAGUGCUUUUUGGCUUUGUAAGUUACAUCCCAAGAGAUGAUGGUGGAACGGUAUUCGUUGUGUUCUGUUUCAUGCUGAGGAUCUUCAUGGCACUUGGCUGUACAGCCUUGGCAACGGCGUCAUUCGCUAUCACUGGUCAUGAGUUUGCUGAUUAUGCCUCGAUAAUGUUCGGCAUUCUUGAGACAUUCGCUGGUGUCGGCUUGAUGGUUGGUCCAGCGAUUGGAGGAUUCUUAUAUGCUGCCUGGGGAUUCCCACUUCCAUUCAUUGUGAUUGGUGUUGUCAUGUUCCUAAUUUUGAUUCUCAAUUGGAUCCUUUUACCCGGCGGAAUUGAAGAUGCUGGUUUAGAUGUUAAAAGUACACCCGUGAUAAAACUUCUUCGUAUUCCUUCCAUCCUACUAGUGUGUCUCUCGCUUGUUGUCAGCGCAAGUAUCUGGGCCAUAUUGGAUCCAAUUUUAGAACCGCAUUUACAAGAGUUUCAGCUCGGCUCCGAGUUGCUUGGUCUGCUGUUUCUGCUGAUGUCAGCAAGUUAUGCCAUAUCAUCACCUUUGUGGGGUUGGUUGUCCGAGAAAACGCCCGACAGUAAAAUUGUGGUCGUGAUUGGUUUCAUAGGAUCUGGCUUCAGUCUGUUCCUACUGGCCCCGUCACCACUCCUUGGUUUUGCCGAAGGAGAGAACAUUCUCUGGUUAAAUAUUGUGGCUCUCUUGUUUCUUGGUGUCACUAUCAGUAUGGCCGUCAUUCCAACAUUUGAAAGUGUCCUCGAUUCUGCAGAAUUGGCUGGUCUUGAGGAUAAUAUGGGUACAUAUGCCACAGUCGCAGGACUUUGGGGUUCAAUGUAUGCCUUGGGUGACUUUGUUGGGCCAGUUCUUGGAGGAUUAUUAGAAGAUGCUAUUGGUUUCCAGUGGUCAAUAACGUACAUGGGGAUAGGCAGCCUAGCAACGGGCAUUAUAAUACUUGUACUGUAUUUGUACGAGUUGAAAUUUGGACGAAUUGGUGCAUUAAAAGUAGGAGAUAAUGCAAGUGGUAGUGAUUCAUUGGAGAACCGUCUAUCGGAUGAUUCAGAUGGUAUGAAAGCACCUCUUCUAGUUGAUGAGAGGGCAAAUGGGAAUGUUGUCGAAGUGUAAUGGUCUCCAAUGACGACGACUGUGAUCUGCUGUGCUGUAAGAUAGUGGUGCUGAAAGACGUAAAGGAGCGAGUUCAGUUGUCCUGAUUGAUUCUAAAACACCUGGAUUACAAUGAACCACAGUUUACAGUGUAUAAUGUACUACAUGUAUCCACCGUUUUGACUGCAGCAGUUGGGCAACCACAACCUCUUGGGUUGGUCCAAAAUAUGGGAACUGUCAAAAUUGCAUUUCAUUGUUCAGUUCGAAGUGUUUUAGAAUAGCAAUUGAUACCUUACUGUUGGUAUUGUUUGUCUCUCCAAACAGCACCUAGAUGGAGCUGUCUUUUAGCCCAAAACCUUGGCUGGCAGCCCGGUUUUGGCCUUGAAUGUUAGCUCAACACUCACAGUAUCUGAUGAGACAACCAAUACUGACAGUAAGGUAUUAAUUCCUUAACCCUUUAAGGACUAGGCCUAAAGGUAUUUUGAUGAUCACUCCGGUCCGACAAUGUUGUGAUAAAUAAAAAAUGUACAGCAUAGAAUCUGGGGAAUCCCCUCCGUGUGUUUCUAAAACACCGACUAGGCCAUUUGAUGCAGCCGGAACGAAAUUCUAACGUGUACUCUAUAGCUCGCACAGAUGCGAGAUCUGGCCAUAACAACGGAAAUUGGUUGCUCACAGCAGUGCGAGAGCAGUCCUUAAAGGGUUAAACCUAAGUCAUGAUUAUUAUUUUAGAUUAUUUUUACUAGUAUUCUGGUCACAUCUGACACACCGGUAACGUUAUUUGCUCAUGUUUGCUACCAAAAUGCAAGGAUGGACAAGCAGCUUGAUAUGCAUCCCUCUAGUCUGCUCUAUAAUCUGAUGUCUACUCCAGCAUGAUGUUACAGAAUGCAUCAAUGGAGGACAUUUCAUAUCAGAAGAAAGCUCCGAGAUUUUUUAUAUCAUUAUCAAGAGAAUAAUUAUUUUCAAAUAAUAAGCCUAUUCUAAACCACAGGCCAUUGAAUCAAGGGUCAGUAAGGGUCAAUAAAAGAUUGUAAAAUGUCCAUGGAGGGUUAGGGCAGAAAAAAGAGAAGAAAUCGAUAGGCCACUGAAAGGUAAGACACUUUUAUCACUUCACAGGUAUCCCCCCCCAGUACAUCAGUGCACUACACCAUGUACAGGGAGGCCAACUUGUGAAGUAUUUUUGAGACCUCUUUGGAUUUCGUGAUCCCUCUUCUGCCUGAACCCUUUUGCAAUGUGUUGACUCCUUACUGACUCUUGUUUAAGUGACCUGCUUGAUCAAGCUAAUUUCUCUUGUAUGAUUGCAGGUGAUCAGGUUUGGUACAUUCAAGUGCGUUUUAUCGUUCGUUGACCUACUUGUAAAUAAAUAACAAACAAACAGAUCAAAUGCGAAAAUCUUCGUUCGAUGUGAUCUCAGGUUACGCUAACUUGGAAUACAGCCACCUUCCACUUUAUUCGUGCUAUUUAGCUCAAAUUAUAAUCAAAAUGUAAUCGCCACUACAGCGCCCCUUUUAUCCAGUCAGUGAACUACCGGUACGGCAUUAUGGGUUGGCAGCCUGUUGCAGUCAUGCAAACCCCCCAGAAAGCCCACCACCAGGCGUAGAGGAGGCCGGUCCACUGCUUGCGAAGUGUGUGCAGUGGUAGCCCGGUGUGUAUCGUCUCUCAUCCGUGACGAUCUAGCAUGCAGGUUUGGAUUGAGGAUUAUGACCAUCAUCAAGAAAGGGAAGAUAACUCUUCUUUUCGUCUUCUAAUUCUUGUAUUGAAUGCAUAUCAAGUGAUGGUAAAACUGGAAAAUACAAACAGUAACAGUCUAGGCACAACCAAGAGUCACACUCUUGUGAAGACAAUGUAAGGUGCUGCCACCUACACUAAGCUCAAUACACUAAUACACCUGUACACAAUAGACGGAUCGGGCAGAAAAUGCAUGCUGCAUACCGUCUGCAGACUGGGGGUUUUCUCAUGAGUUAAUAGAAUCUAAGGUUUGGAAUUAGGGGAUCAUAUCAGUAGUUGCGUUGCGCCAACUUUUUUUCAAAGUUUGUUUUCUUAUAUUUGAAUUACCUGUGAAUCAUCUUGCAGGAAGAUUUUUUUUGGGUGUGCACGACAGAUGACGUACUUAUACGGAACAUGUAUAUUGUAUCGGCCUGUUGUGCCUCGUGCGCCUGGUUGAUUGGCAGGCAAGGUUGGGUUCGUUUCAAAGGCAGCAUUUCAUGAUAAAAAGUGCUGAAUGACAUGGGUAAAUAUAAUUAGAGAUAACAGAAUGAAGAAACCCAGGGAACAGAAAACCAUUGUAUAUCAAACACCCACCUUGACAGUUCUCCUCUGUCUCUUGAUGUUAAGUGAAAAUACCGGCCUCUUUGACAUUCUAAACAGGUGUUGUUAGGCCAAAUAAAAAAUGUUUUCAGGCAAAUGUUUAUCACUACAGUCCUGGUCACAAGAUACAUCCUAGCUGAUUAGCAUCAUGUAGGCCCUACGUGCUAAAUCCGUGCGAGUCACACAUACAUGUAGCGUGCCAGUGGAUGCACUUGGUUCACAGUUAAAGGAAUUUAGGCCUACACCCCAACUCGUGGUGUAUCGCAAAGCCUGUUUGCACAACGGCCUAGAUAAUCUUUGUUCUACCGUUUGGCAUAUACCUGAAAUGGCCUCUUAUUUUUUAGUGUGAAAAUCACAUGGCAACUGUUGAGAUGGUUCCUUAAUUCCAGACCUUAGAUUCUAUUGACUCAUGCGAAAACCCCCAGUCUGCAGACGGUAUGCAGCAUGCAUUUUCUGCCCGCCGGAUGUACACAACGUACAACAAAAGACCUAUUGUCGGACAAACUUCAAGACACGAGUUGUGCUCCUAUGUGGACCACGGAAAAACAUUAGAAUAACUUUACAUACUGUAUAUUGUGAACACUUCAGGCAGUCAAUUUAGACAACGACUUCUUUUCAAUCUGUCACUUCAAAGCCACAAAUACAGAAAAUUGACGGACAUUACAUCACGUGAUUACAACUGCGGGAAAAGCACCGUCCCAUCCUCAAAUAAUUGGCAUUGCUGCCCUUUGCAGACAAAACCCUACAGAGAUAGGCUUAUCCUAUCAUAUACAAUACAUUAAGCACAACAAAACCUACAUCACUGUGCUCCUCUUCCGCUCUGAUUAUCAAUCGGGAGCUUAUAUUGCUGUCCUUUACAGAACCCCCCCCCCUAAACCCCCCUUGAUGGGACCCUAGUCCUUCCGACACGUCUCUAGUUAUCAGGUUAUGCAAACAUACUGUGGGACACUAAGUCCUUCCGACAAAAAACUCCCUAAUGAGACCUAUGCUAGCGUCCCAGAGACCAAUUACAAGGGAGCCGUGGCCAGGUUGUGACAAAUCGUAGAAGACAUUAUAUAGACACGACACUGUGAUAACCCUGUCGGUAUUUUAUGUAUCGAUAUAGCUCUAGUCGCUACAUGUCAAAAUUUAAGUUUAAAUUCCAGCUAUGUGACUGGUUUUGUUGCAAAAAGUUUAACGUGAGAUUUAUAUAGAAUUGUAUAAUAAUCGUGAUAAUGCACAUAUCAUUCAACAUGUAUUAGAA
This is a messenger RNA of Lineus longissimus, 5647 nucleotides long. RefSeq names its product MFS-type transporter SLC18B1-like. Lineage: Eukaryota; Metazoa; Nemertea; Pilidiophora; Heteronemertea; Lineidae. Gene Ontology annotation, molecular function: transmembrane transporter activity. Gene Ontology annotation, biological process: transmembrane transport. The transcript has 12 exons. Bases 286 to 2121 code for a protein of 611 amino acids. The record is from RefSeq and is a predicted model, not a curated record.